AUGCCUCCCCGGCGCGCCUGCGAUGUCUGCUACAAGCGAAAGAUUCAAUGUAUCAUCAAUACUCAGGGCGAUCCCUGCGACUGGUGCGGGAGCCAGGGCGUGGCCUGUACCUUUGACAGAGUCAUUCAAAAAGACCCAAACAAGAGAACCACAUCCGAUGUCGUCCAAGAACUGUCCCGACGAGUAGAAACGCUCGAAGAAGCCCUCCAGUCUGCACUAUGUACGAAUAGGCCCGUUGGGGGCGCUUCGCCUUGGCCAGAAAGGUCAUUUCCCGAGAGGCCAUUUGCCGAACCAUCGAGAAACCGCCUGAGAGCAUCUCCCGUCGCUACGAUCCUCGGCCAACCGUCCCCCAUAAGCCCUUCCGACCUUGCUGCGAAUACCACGCGGGCCCAGACAACUUCGCCCAAGUCUACCUCCAAAUUGUCGCGAUGUCAAAUCGGUAACAAUUGGUACUUCAAAGGGAUAGGGAUUUUGUCUGAGCGUGGUCAGCAGUGGAUAUCAGAUGGUGCAGGAGAGCGUGUGUUUCUGGAGAAGUUUGACCUAUUCUCCAACCCGCUGGGGACUGCAUCACCGUUUGGCCUUGCUAUAUUUCCCGAACGGCCGAGAAUGCUGCCCUCAAAAGCUACCUGUAGGCAUCUUGUUGAGGGCUUCUUCAAAUCCAUGACCUCUAUCGUCUUUGCUAUCCUGGAGAGAAGCCUCAUUGAAGGAACAAUUGCCAGAGCGUACGGUGAUGAAGGAGCUGAUCUGGGACGCCGGACAUCAGCUGAGGCCUGUCUCUGGGCCAUGAUUGCACUUGUUGUACGCACGACAGACGCUCGGCAAUUAGGUCUCAACGUCGAGCCAAACGAUUGCGUUCAUGAGGCCAACCGCUUGUUGACCAUCAUCAAUGACAAUACGAACUUGGACAUCUUGCAGGGCACCCUUCUUCUGUGGGCAUGUCAAAAAAUGAGAGGACAAUGCCGAGAGGCUUCCGUCACCUUCAGAAGCGCAUGUCGCAUGGUAUGUGACCUUGGCGGCCAUUUCCCGCUGUCACGACUGGCUAUCCUUCCGCAACAUGUUCCCACAUUCGACGACCAAACAAAGCUACAUAUCCGAAGGUUGUUCUGGAUGUGCUACUGCUAUGACAAGGAUAUCUCGUUGCGUACCGAUGAGCCGCCACUACUUACUUCGGAUCACUGCGAUGUAACCGAGUCCGAGGAAUUCAGCAACCAGUCACGGGAUACAAACCUCGCAAAGAUUAAAGAAAACGCAAGUCGACUGCUCUGCUCGCCCCGAGCUUUUAAAUACACCGAGAGUGAGCUUCUUGCGCACGUUCGACAACUUGACGACGAGCUUGAGGAAUGGCGAUUGUCAGUUGAACCACCCUAUCGUCCUAGAUUAUCCAUCCUAUCAGACUCGUCUUUCUCAUUGCCCUCAACCAUGAGCCUAGAGAACUGCACGUAUUUCAUCAAUCUGCAGCUCGACUACCUUUUUACUAUCAUCAAUAUCCACACGUUGGUCCGAAAGUGUGGAGACCUGGAAGAGAAUCUGCCUGAUGACCUACACAGCGUCGUGCACUCGAGCGCCGAUCUAUCGAUAGAGGCCAGUCGCUCCAUUUUCCGCAUCUUGGACACUGUCGUCGACUUCUGGAAAGAGGAUUCAGCAUGGGUCGUGUCCCACUAUGCCCCGAUGGCUGCCAUGCCACUCUUUAUGAACAUUCUUAUACACCCUCUUGGCCAUACAGCGGAUAGCGACUUGCACAUCUUGUCAUCGAUAAGCAGCAUCACGCGCAAAAUUCCAGCAGAGAGGCUUUCGAUAGAGGAGUUAGAGCAUAUCCGAGAGAUAAGCGAGUUCGUGAUGGAGCUUGUCCGACUUAGUCAUAGUGCAGCUUGGAAAGUGAAAAGGGGAGAGAGGAAGCAUGACCUUGACAUUAUCCAUGAAUAG
Messenger RNA from Fusarium falciforme, 1923 nucleotides. Its product is annotated as Fungal-trans domain-containing protein. The transcript has 4 exons. The record is from RefSeq and is a predicted model, not a curated record. Gene Ontology annotation, biological process: regulation of DNA-templated transcription; DNA-templated transcription. Gene Ontology annotation, molecular function: zinc ion binding; DNA-binding transcription factor activity, RNA polymerase II-specific; DNA binding. NCBI's taxonomy places the organism in Eukaryota, Fungi, Ascomycota, Sordariomycetes, Hypocreales, Nectriaceae. The coding region runs from base 1 to 1923 and encodes 640 amino acids.